AUGUACCCUUUUCGCUUUGCAACCAAACUGCUAGAGCCAAGCAAGCUUUCCUUGAUUCACGGAAGCCCUGUCCAUCAGAAAAAUCACUUGAUUUGUCAGAAUUUUACACACAAUUCCUCAUGGAACACAGAAGCAAACAUUUACGGUUCAACUUCGAGUGGUACCGUCGAAUUCUGCGCAUCACUAUCCUUGGGAUGUUGGUCGAACUUCAAACGGCUCUACAAAAGUCUAGGACACUUCUACGUCAGCUCCGAAUGCCCACGGGGAACUGAGGCAAGUGUUCGUUUCACCCUACACUUGCUUCGCAUUGACGCAAACUUCCAGCAAGAAUGGAGAUCGUCCACCCGAUUCUCCCUACUUCCAUAUCACGCUUCGGCACUGGCUUGUCAGAUUUUCCUAUGUACAUAUAAUAGGUGUUCUUCCAAAAUACACUUGUCGGCGGGAUACUCCAUCAUGAUUGAUACACAUUGCCACUUGUGUGAUUCCGCUUUUGACACUGAUCUCGAUACGGUUGUCGAUCGAGCCGUUGCAACCGGUGUUUAUGGGGCCUUGGUGCUGACUGAAGAUCGCCAAGAUAUGUCAACGGCGUUGGACUUGAAAGCACGUUUUCCUGAUUGGGUCAAUUUGGGCUUUGGUAUUCAUCCUCUCCAACAAAUGAGCGAUGGCCGAUCCCGGUCCAGGACUAUCACUCCUGAGGAGUUAUAUGAAGCUCAAGAUUUCAUCACAAAGCACUCAGAUCAGCUGAUUGCUGUUGGAGAACGUAGACUCUUGGUUUCACAAAUUCGUCUGGCACGCCAACUGGACCUUCCGCUUAACGUACAUUCGCGAUCGGCCUCGAAACCCACAAUCGAGCUGCUUAAACUUGAAGGUGCUACUCGUGUCCAAAUGCACGCGUUUGAUGGCCGUCCUUCACAUGCUCUGGCAGGAGUGGCAGCUGGCUUCUACUUCUCUGUUCCACCCUGCGUGUAUCGCAGUAAGCAGAAGCAAGAACUUGUGAAGGUUCUUCCGUUGACGAGUCUUCUCUUGGAAUCCGACGCUCCUGCUCUUGCUGCUGUAGCCGGAGACCGUAACGAGCCCGCGGAGAUUCUGAAGUCGUGUCAGUUUAUCGCCGACGCGAAAGGAACAGAUGUAGACACUGUUCGGCGGGUCACUACAGAGAACGCACUAAAAUUGUAUCCAAAAAUGAUCAUGAAGUGUAUUUCUUAA
This is a messenger RNA of Dicrocoelium dendriticum, 1206 nucleotides long. NCBI's taxonomy places the organism in Eukaryota, Metazoa, Platyhelminthes, Trematoda, Plagiorchiida, Dicrocoeliidae. The record is from the annotation of a GenBank genome assembly.